Molecule: messenger RNA, 918 nt
Organism: Penicillium pulvis
Lineage: Eukaryota; Fungi; Ascomycota; Eurotiomycetes; Eurotiales; Aspergillaceae
Exons: 1
Coding region: 1-918 (305 amino acids)
Source: RefSeq, a predicted model, not a curated record
AUGAGUACUCCACGAAAUCGAAAGCAGCGCCGUGCUGCGGCUUCCGAGUCUGCCUCCACCGCGUCCGACAUUGCCCUCUCCCUCCCCUCACGCGACGAUCCGUCCACGAGCCCCAAAGAGCACAGAACACUCUAUGAUAUCAUUGAAGAACGUCAGAAUGAGCUCCGUGGCCAGCUAGCAGGCUCAAAAGCCUUGCCAGCAUCAACAAAGAAAACAAAGCAGUCCACCCAGUCCACGGGGACACGCUUCGUGACCGUGGACGCGUCUGGAGCUCUCGUGGAGACCGACGGCGAUAUCAACAGCGAGAUCGCAAAGGACAUCGGAGGGCGAAAGAAACCCUCCAUUGGAGAUGCCAAACCCAAAGUCACCAAUGAUGAAGAAGAAGACACCGACCAGCCCCUCCCACCCUUCCUCGAUACCAUUUUGCUCUCUAUCCCCCUCACAACCCUCCACCUCACUCUCGCCUACCUGGCUGCGUACAUGUACGCCGAAUCGACGGACGUACCGCGUCUAGUUAAGGACGCAGUCACAAUGACCUUCCCACUCCUCACAUUCCUCGUUCACUUCAUCCACGGCCACAUGGUCUCCCUCCGGCUUCCACGAUGGAGCUUCUUGAAUCCGCAGCCAGUUUUCAUCUUCCCACUCACACGAGACAAAUUCACUUUGUCAUUCCUACGACGCUUAUUAUUACCCCCGAGUCUCCGAACGCUUGUCUUCCUACCUGUUGCCGUGAUGCUGGGUAUGCACCUGAUUACUAUCACAAAUGAUAACCCCAACUACGCUAUGAUGAAGACGGCACCUGCAUACGGGACGGUAUGGAUCUGGUGUAUACUUGAGAUGUCGUUUGGUCCAGCGGUUCUUGGAUCGAUGGGACCGUUGAUUUGGGGCGUUUGGUGGAUGGGCUACGGCAUUGUCUGA